GCCAUGACGACUAUCGCUGCUAUGGAGAUGCAGCUGCGUGAGCUGCAAGAAAAGGCUGAGUUUUCCGCCUCGAGCCUCAAGAACUUGGUGGCCCAUGGCGAGGAGAUCGAGAGUGGGAUCCUGUCCAAAAGGAGCCUGCGUCCUCUGGUGGCGGAGCUGCGGACAGAGGCAGACAACCUUGCUGGGAGGCUCAAGGACUCGAGCAACAUCGUCCAGCAGGUUGUGGAGAGCGUGCGCAUCCUGGACACAGCGCAGGCGAACACGAGGAAGGCCCUGGAGCGAACUGUCGACAUUGUGGGCCUGAAAACUUGUGUGGACGAUGUGGCGACGGCCAUGGUGAACGAGAACUGGGAGCUCGCGGCCACGUCCAUCCAGCGGUACCUCCAUGUGGAGCCCGAGGACUCCAAGACCGAGGAAGCGGCGCUGCAGAGCUUGAAGAGAUCGCUAGAAGAGCUCCGGCAGAUUGUAAGGCAGAGAAGUCAGGCAGCGACGGAGAGCAACGACCAGCAGGGAGUCGUGAGGUUCUGCAAGCUCAUGGGGCAGGUCGGGCUGAUCGAGGAAGGUAUCUCGCGCCUCACGCAGUUCCUGGCGAGGAGAGUCGAGGCAGGAGCUCAGGAACAGAUCCUGCAGCUCAAGAACGUACUAGCGCUGGGAGCUACGGGAGGGAACGUCGCGCUCUUUGCCAAGUGCCUUACUAGUAUCCUUGACGUCGUUGCACGCGCGACGACAGAAGGAGAGCAGGUGGUGAAGGAGAGCUUCGGGGAUCAAGCUCGAUCCCAGCUCGUGACUGCCCUCUACACGAAGGCGGCUCCGAGCAUCGCGGAGGUGCUGGAGUUGAUCUUCAGUCGAAGGAACAUCGCGUCGCUCGUCAGGAAGUAUCGAGACCAGCAGCAGCUGGAGAAGAAGGUAGCUCUAGAGCUGGACGUCCUGCUCGAGGAGAUCUCGCUGUGCUUGCAGCGUAUCGAGCAGUUCAACUGGUUCAUGGUGGCCAAGGCGCGAGCGCCUCCUCCCUCCUCGCAUGGGGACAAGCAAGUGCGACCACAUGUCGACGAUCACUUUGAGCUCCCUCGCGUCACCAUCGUUGAGGUGAAGAAGGCUGAGCUGAUCAGCGGCUACAUCGCGCUGGAGGAGACGUUCAUGCGCUACUCCGUUGAGAAGGCGAUCAAGAGCAGAGAGCGAGACGACGAGACGCUGGUCUCUGCUCUCGUCGACGAGGUCUUCUUCGUCCUCAAGAAGUGCUCCCGCAGAGCGUUGGCGACCUCCAGCCUCAACGCCAUGGGUGACGUCAUCAUGUACGCCCACAGCAUGCUGGUCACCACCUACAAAGAGGCGCUCGAGGCCAUGCUGGCGGCGACGGAUCGCUCGGGAGGGAUGCAGCUGUCAGGAGGGCUGGCCAACCUACUGGCGGGGACGACGAUCUUCGACGGGACCUGCUACAACAACCUCGAGGUGUCGGCGAACAACAUCCGGAAACUGCACCACCAGCUGGAGGCUGAGAUCAAGCAAGUCUACCGCGGGGCAAUGAGGAAGGAGGAGGACAAGGCCAGGGAGUGCAUGUCGGAGCUUGCCACAGCUGGACAUAUCCUUGCGAAGUCCCUCAGCGAUGCGAUCGAACGCCUCGCAGCCCUGCUGGACAGAUUCCUGAGCCCAGCUAUCAACCUGCUGCAGAGCACGGAUUACGAGACGCAAGAGGCUGUCUUCUGCGAGAGCGCUGCCGUCGUCGAGCUCAUCUCCACGCUCGAGAGCACGUUGCAGCCCUUCCGCAUGGAGCUCAACUCCUCCUGCUUCGACAUGCUCGUCCUCGCCAUCGUCAGCCAGCACGUCGUCCCCCCCCUCGAGCGCCUCGUGCUGGGUAAGAAGCCUAGCAGCUUCAGCGCGAUGGGGGCGAUGCAGUUCGACAAGGACCUGCGAGCUCUGACGGGCUUCUGCUCGACUCUGACGCAGAGGACGGUGAGGGAUCAGUUCACGCGGCUGUCGCAGCUGGGGCUAGUGCUGAACCUCGGGGAGCCCAAGGAAAUCUUCGACUACGGGUGGGGCGACACGUCGGGGGGAGCGAGUGUGAUGUGGAGGCUGACGGCCGACGAAGUGAGGAAGGCGAUGAUGCGAAGAAGUGACUUCCGUAGAGAGAGGAUACAGGCGCUCAAGCUGUGA
Messenger RNA from Guillardia theta CCMP2712, 2151 nucleotides. RefSeq names its product component of oligomeric golgi complex 4 (gene COG4). The transcript has 2 exons. Lineage: Eukaryota; Cryptophyceae; Pyrenomonadales; Geminigeraceae. The record is from RefSeq and is a predicted model, not a curated record. The annotation marks the transcript as partial.